This is a messenger RNA of Staurois parvus, 337 nucleotides long. The record is from the annotation of a GenBank genome assembly. Lineage: Eukaryota; Metazoa; Chordata; Amphibia; Anura; Ranidae.
UCAAUUCUGCAAGUGGUUCUGAUUUACUAUCGCUGUUCUCUAGCUGGUCUAAAACCGCUUUUGACCUAAAGGGACGCUUUUUGGACGCCAUGGACAUUUCUCAGUUUCCAGGCAAAAAGAACAGUCAAAAUGCAGGCAGGGCACAGGACAAAGCAGUAGGGACAAAAUGUAUGUGAAAUGGUUUGAUACAAAAAUGACAGUUUCUAAAACUUUUAAAUUUGCCACUGGUUCCGGCCCCCAUACGUCUCAUACGUCUCGAAGCUUGCAGGGACCAGAACACGGAAGCCGGAUGCCGGCAUCGGCCGGAGGAGAUGACCGGGGAUGCUGCAGGGGACGC